GUCACGGGACAGAGCUUUCGGUGACAGCCCCAAGGGCCCCGGCCCCGCGCCCAUGGCUGAGCCGGACCCCUCUGACCCUCUGGAGACCCAGGCAGGGAAGGUGCAAGAGGCUCAGGAUUCGGAUUCUAAUUCAGACACUGAAGGAGGAGCCGCUGGUGGAGAAGCAGAGAUGGACUUCCUGCGGAAUCUCUUCUCCCAGACAUUAGGCCUGGGCACCCAGAAGGAGCGUCUGCUGGACGAGCUUACCCUGGAAGGGGUGACCCACUACAUGCAAAGCGAGCGCUGCUCUAGGGUCAUCUGCAUGGUGGGAGCUGGAAUCUCCACGUCUGCGGGCAUCCCUGACUUCCGCUCCCCAUCCACCGGUCUCUAUGCCAACCUGGAGAAGUACCAUCUGCCUUACCCUGAAGCCAUCUUUGAGAUUGGUUAUUUCAAGAAACAUCCAGAGCCCUUCUUUGCUCUUGCCAAGGAGCUUUAUCCCGGGCAGUUUAAGCCGACCAUCUGUCACUACUUCAUCCGCCUGCUGAAGGAGAAGGGGCUUCUGCUGCGAUGUUACACACAGAACAUAGACACCCUGGAGCGGGUUGCAGGGCUGGAGGAGGAGGACCUGGUGGAGGCCCAUGGCACCUUCUACACGUCUCAUUGCAUCAGCUCCCUCUGCCGGCAGGAGUACACGCUGAGCUGGAUGAAAGAGAAGAUCUUCUCCGAAGUGACUCCCAAAUGUGAGAAGUGUCAGAGCCUGGUGAAGCCUGACAUCGUGUUCUUUGGCGAGAACCUCCCAGCUCGUUUCUUCUCCUGCAUGCAGUCAGACUUCCGGAAGGUGGACCUCCUUAUCAUCAUGGGCACAUCCCUGCAGGUGCAGCCAUUUGCAUCCCUCAUCAGCAAAGCGCCACUCUCUACUCCUCGUCUGCUCAUCAACAAGGAGAAAACAGGCCAGACUGACCCCUUCCUGGGCAUGAUGAUGGGCCUCGGAGGAGGCAUGGACUUUGACUCCAAGAAAGCCUACAGGGAUGUGGCCUGGCUGGGUGACUGUGACCAGGGCUGCCUGGCACUUGCUGACCUCCUUGGGUGGAAGAAGGAGCUGGAAGAUCUCGUCCGGAAGGAGCAUGCCAUCAUAGACUCCCAGUCGGCAUCAGGGGCCUCCAACCUCAGCACCUCUACUUCCCCCAGGAAGUCUCCACCACCUGCCAAGGAGGAAGCUAGGACCGCAGAGGGGCAGAAACCCCAGUGA
Messenger RNA from Elephantulus edwardii (Cape elephant shrew), 1228 nucleotides. RefSeq names its product sirtuin 2 (gene SIRT2). The transcript is spliced from 16 exons. The record is from RefSeq and is a predicted model, not a curated record. NCBI's taxonomy places the organism in Eukaryota, Metazoa, Chordata, Mammalia, Macroscelidea, Macroscelididae. The coding region runs from base 53 to 1228 and encodes 391 amino acids. Gene Ontology annotation, molecular function: histone deacetylase activity, NAD-dependent; NAD+ binding.